This is a messenger RNA of Penicillium samsonianum, 1344 nucleotides long. RefSeq names its product Yip1 domain protein. The coding region runs from base 249 to 1145 and encodes 298 amino acids. The transcript is spliced from 4 exons. Lineage: Eukaryota; Fungi; Ascomycota; Eurotiomycetes; Eurotiales; Aspergillaceae. The record is from RefSeq and is a predicted model, not a curated record. Gene Ontology annotation, cellular component: membrane; trans-Golgi network. Gene Ontology annotation, biological process: endoplasmic reticulum to Golgi vesicle-mediated transport.
AUAAUAUGCAUGCAAUAAGUGCAUCGUAGAAAUGAAAGGUGAAACAAAACGUGCCUGGUAACAAAGGUUACCCGUGACCCAGUACGUAAUGCCACUCUAGCCUUUCCGGGACAGCUUGGCCAACUCGCUUUCAUACUCUUCGAUUACCUUGACCUUUCCUGUCGACUUCGCCUCUGAGAGGACUAAAACUAAAGGAAGUGCCAUUCUUGCGCUAGUCUUUCGACCAUCCCGACCAUACCACGCGAACCAUGGCUACCGUACACCAAGGCCACCCCCAUGAUGAGCCCCAUGAUGACGACUCUCUCCUUGGUGAUGAUUUGAUUGAAGCCGAUGAUGCCAUCGACGCUGACGACCCCCUGCGCGAUACCUCCGACACGGCCCCUCUGCGAGGCAACAUCGAAUCCAGCUCGAGCAACCGAGGGAAUGCCUCUGGCUACGGCAACUACCUAACAUCCUCUAUCGGUGGUGAAGAUCGCCGUGCGACGCAAAAUACCAUCGACGAGAGUGUUUGGGACACAUUAUCACGCGACUUGAUUGCCGUGUGGGAGAAGAUGCGCCAGGUGCUUUGGCCGAAGUACUUGCUUGGAGGAAUGAUGCAGCGCGGAGGCGCUGGCACCGCUGAUUCUGAGCAAGGUGGAGUGUCUGGAUUUGGUGGUAACAUUCGGGGACUCGUUGGACGAUGGCCGGAUGCCGACGUGGUCCUGCAGGGUGGCAUGAGCGAUGGGUUGCGGGACUGGGAUCUCUGGGGACCGCUUGUCUUCUGCCUGGUCCUGAGUUUGUUCUUGUCUGUCGCAAAGGGUGAGCAAUCGUCAGUGGUUUUCUCGGGUGUUUUCUGUCUUGUCUGGAUCGGAGAAGCUGCUGUGACUCUGCAGAUCAAGCUCCUUGGUGGCAAGAUUUCUUUCUUCCAGUCGAUUUGCAUUAUCGGUUAUACGCUAUUCCCCUUGGUCAUUGCCGCAAUGCUGAGUGCGUUGGGACUUCCUACUAUUGCACGGAUACCAGUAUAUCUUGUGUUAGUCGCAUGGUCUUUAGCAGCUGGAGUAAGCAUCUUAGGUGGCUCGGGAGUGGUGCGGAACCGAGUCGGCAUCGCAGUCUACCCGCUGUUUGUGUUCUACAUUGCGAUCGGAUGUCUCUGUUUCAUCAGUUAAGGCUCUCUAUUGUGAUAUUGUGCUCAAUAGUUGAGAAAAUGCGCCGUCACAUGCCUCUGAUAGGCAUCGGCGCAACGAAUCUCAAUAACAACAUUGGAUUGAUAUUAGAAUAGCGCGGAUACCGGUAUAUCCAGACUUUGAAUUGAAUUCAUGCAAACUAUAUCUGCCGAGGUACCUAGGCAACAAUAGACGAUUGUUU